GACACCGAGAGACAUAUCUGCUUUCUUCUACAUCUAUCUCAGAAAUGCAGGCCCUGUCGUCCCGUGUGAACUUCGCGGCCAAGCCCCAGCGCGCUUCGCGCCUGGUGGUGCGUGCCGAGGAGGCGGCCGCCGCCCCCAAGGCUGCCCCGAAGAAGGAUGUCGGGCCUAAGCGUGGCUCGCUGGUGAAGAUUCUCCGCCCUGAGUCGUACUGGUUCAACCAGGUCGGCAAGGUGGUGACCGUCGACCAGGGCGCUGUCCGUUACCCUGUGCUGGUUCGCUUUGAGAACCUCAACUACGCUGGUGUCAACACGAACAGCUAUGCGCUCGAUGAGAUCGCUCCGGUCAAGUAAAUUAUGUGAAGGAGCGAUGGCUUGAGUGUGGCGGCAAGUGGAUGGGGCAUAGAGAAGAGUAAUUAGCCAGCUUGGCCUUAGGGCGGACUGUGGGAGAGUUUUGCAUUUUUGGGCAUGUAAAUGCUCUGAGCCUGCUCGACUAGAAGCGUGUUACCUGACUAUACGUCGACUAUCAUAUAUCAUGUAUUUAUCACAUGAUGUGAUGAACUAAAACUUGUAACUUCUGAAGAGAAAA
Molecule: messenger RNA, 585 nt
Organism: Volvox carteri f. nagariensis
Lineage: Eukaryota; Viridiplantae; Chlorophyta; Chlorophyceae; Chlamydomonadales; Volvocaceae
Gene: psaE
Product: photosystem I reaction center subunit IV, chloroplast precursor
Exons: 4
Coding region: 45-350 (101 amino acids)
Biological process (GO): photosynthesis
Cellular component (GO): photosystem I reaction center; photosystem I
Source: RefSeq, a predicted model, not a curated record